AUGGCCAUGCGACCAAUCAAAGACGCAGGCUGGUACUCUGAAUCCAUACAGCAUCUCUACGCAUCCAACACUUUCUACUUUCCUACCUGUACAGCAUUCUUCUGCUUCCACCGUCUUGUACCAACCCACCACUUCCAGGCUAUCCAAUCAUUGUACUUGAAGUGGGCGAGCGACAACCCCUGGAAGCUAUACCUGAUAUGGGAGUUCUGUGAUGGCGUACCGCCCUACGACGUCUCAAGCUGGAACCAGACCUGGAAGGUCAUAUCGAAGAUGGAAGCUCUCAAGUACAUGAGGGUUGACCUGGUAGCAUGCACUAAUCGUCCUGAGCCGUACUCCUAUUUUGAAGACGUCUUAUUUGCCCCGCUGAAGAAAAUCGAGGGCCUGCAACAAUUCGACGUCUUUCUUAGCUGGGAAGAAGGCGAAACAAACCAGCCUCUGCUGCACAAUUCUCCAACAAAGGUCAUAGCUUUCGAAGCUCACGAUCCAGACGACCCCCGGAACUGGUCGAAAGCGCGCAAAUGGCUAAUGGUUGCUGCCAUUGUCCCGAUAGACCUCAGUGUCUCCUGGGGUGCGAGUGGCUUUAGUCCUGUCGCGAGCGACUUUGCGAAAGACAUGGGCGUGUCGCCGAGCGUCGCUGUUCUGGGACUGAGCAUGUAUGUUCUUGGGUUGGCUUUUGGACCUAUGACUUUGGCUCCUCUUUCGGAAUACUUUGGACGGAGACCUGUUUAUAUUGUGUCUUACGGUAUCUUUCUCUUGCUCCUUUUGGGGACGACAUAUGUAGAGAACCUUGGGCCGUUUCUUGUCCUGCGUCUGUUCUCGGGUUAUUUCUCAUCCACGACCAUUUCGAACUUUGGGGGCACCAUUGCAGAUCUCUUUCAUCACCAUGACACCGGGCCAGCAAUGUCCUGGUUUCUCUGGGCAGCGACAGGUGGCAGCCCUACCGGCUUCGUGCUCUUCUCUUUCAUCGCGCAUGGUCGAUCGUGGCAUGCUGUGUUCCGCAUCAUGUUUUUCAUCUGCUUGACCUUCUGGGUGGUCAUGGUCGUCGCGCUCUAUAGCCUCGGGGAAACACGACAUAGUGUAAUCCUCCUGCGGAGAGCAAGAGCCUUACGACAGCAAACAGGCGACGAAGGGAUUGAAGUGCCGGAUGAAAUGAAGCAACGAGGACCGAAGCAGCUGUUCACUACAGCACUCGCCCGCCCAUUCAGGUUCUUGGGCUCUGAAGCUAUCGUGCAGUUUGGUGCACUCUACAACGGGUUUCUAUACGGCUUGAGCUUCCUCUUUAACGGAGCCUUUCACAUGAUCUUUGGCCCGAACGGAUACGGUUUUGAUACCAUCGGCGUCGGUAUCUGCUUCCUCGGGAUUGUCGUCGGCAUCACAUUUGGGCUAGCUACCAACGUCUUACAGGAACGAUACUACCAAAGGCGGGUUUCUCAGGCCGGCCAUCGCGACGUCCCCGAGGCCCGAGUGCAUCAUGCGAAGCUGGCAGCUAUUGUGCUACCAGUAUCUCUUUUGGCUUUCGCACUUACCGCAACGCCAAACAUACACCCCUUCUUCGCAGUCCUCGCCAGCGCGUUCUGGGGAUGGUCAUUCUACACUCUUAUUCUGAUGACCCUUACUUACACCGAAGACGCCUACAAGACGUACUCAGCAUCAGCACUUGCCGGGAUUGGACUCAUUCGGAAUCUUGCUGGUGCUGGGUUCCCACUCGUCGGGAGACACCUGUUCUUGAACGUAGGCACCAGGAACGCGAGUCUGCUUAGAAUUCGUCGGCAAAUCACAGUCAUCACAUACCCAACCACCCAAAGUACCAUCAAAGUCAUUGCAAUCGGAUCAUCACGAGACGAGCGCGCAAACAAGAAGAUAUACCUGGGCAAGAACGUGGAACGGAUUUCUGUACCCGACGAUCUCCACAUUCCAAUCGAAUCAGAGACCCCUGGUCUACUCGCGUUCAAUCUUUCCAUCAGCCACUGA
Alternaria metachromatica is the source of this 1971-nucleotide messenger RNA. RefSeq lists its product as uncharacterized. The record is from RefSeq and is a predicted model, not a curated record. The transcript is spliced from 5 exons. Gene Ontology annotation, molecular function: transmembrane transporter activity. Lineage: Eukaryota; Fungi; Ascomycota; Dothideomycetes; Pleosporales; Pleosporaceae. The coding region runs from base 1 to 1971 and encodes 656 amino acids. Gene Ontology annotation, biological process: transmembrane transport. Gene Ontology annotation, cellular component: membrane.